CGCACACAGUCAAGAGCGAGAGCGAGGAGCCACACUCACCACCCGUCAGUGUUUACCCAGUGGACCGCCAGAGCGUGUGACUGUCCCUCUUGUGCUGGAGAAUAAUACCUGACGUUUUGUGAUUGGUGAAAAAAAAAGUGUUUUUUUUAGAGAGUUUGUGUGUUCUUCCCGACACUUGUGAUUGAGAAUUUUUACAACUUGUGUGUGUAUAACGUGAGAAGCGACUGAUUUAGUGAAGGAGUGUGGAGGUGAGGACAGUGAGGUGGGUGUUAGUGCCGUGUGGUGAAGAUGGCCUUAGUGUGUAGGUCUCUGGUGACACGGGUGGCGGCCCCCUGCUGAGUGCCACUGACCUGCCCGUUGCCACGGUGAUGCCAGGGCCAGGCUGCGGUGGCGGCUACAUGCUCGUCACCAACAUGGCACCAGGGGGACCAGUCAAGCUUCGUGUGCUGCAUGCUCCCCCACACACGCCCACACCUGCCCCGGUCUCCCCCGUGCCCCGUACCCACCUGAGGGAGCGUCGCAUGGGACUUGUGCUCUCAGGACCCCCAAGGGAGCUAACAGAGGCCCUAACCCUACCCGCCCAGCUCCUCCUCCCCACCACCCUCACUCUGCCCGCUACAUCACCCUCACCCCCUCCCCCCCCGUCACCUAUAACACCCACAACCCCGAUACACUCACCUACUACACCCACGUCACCGACACACAAACCACUGACAUACACAUUAUCACCACAGUCCUCCACCUCGCUGACGUCCUCGACACAGCCAGGUACUAAAAUGACGUCCUCGUCACAUCCUGGCAUCAUAGUGACGUCCUCGUCACACCCAGGCACUACAGUGACGUCCUCGACACAGCCAGGUACUAAAGUGACGUCCUCGUCACAGUCAGACACUACGGUGACGUCCUCGACACAGCCAGGUACUAUAGUGAUGUCCUCGUCACAUCAUGGCAUCAUAGUGACGUCCUCGUCACAGCCAGGCACUACAGUGACGUCCUCGUCACAGCCAGGCACUACAGUGACGCCCUUGUCACAGCCAGGUACCUUAUUGACGUCCUCGUCACAGCCAGGCACCACAGUGACGUCUUCGUCACAGCCAGGCACCAUACACAGCACUACGACAUCACCCUUGGCCAGACCCACAACACUACAGCUCUCCACCACCUCCGUCCCUGCCUCACCACCUCCCACUCCUGCUGGUAUACUCACCACCACCACACACAACUACUUCGCCGCCGAAGACCAUGAACCCACAUCACCCACACAAGAGUUACCUACGCCAUCGUCUGACACUCCUGCGUCCACGACGGACUCCCCAGCGGCGAUCCUGGAGCGUCUUCAGGCGACCAACUCAUACCCCUGGGUGUCUGUGGUGGCGUGGCUGCUGGGUCGGGGAGAGGAGACACUGGCCCGCCACCAAACACUGGCCGACACCCUCACAGGCAUCACCCGGCAGGAGACAGAGUUCCUUAAGUUCUACUCCGUCGCAAUGUUCUUCAGUGAAAGGUUCGAUGAACAGAUACUUGAAACAAGUGUGCCAAAAAAUGGGUGUGAAGGUGGCAACAUGGCCCCGAGUACUGGCUCCCAGGGGCUAACACAAGGGCUGGAGAUUUCAUACACCAGUUUUUGCUGCUUCUCUGUACCUCUGGCCCUGAGCAUGACAAAUUCUAAUACUGUACUGUUUUACUUCUUUCUUGCCUUAUGUGUUGAGGAAGACCACAUUCAUUUUGAUUAG
This is a messenger RNA of Homarus americanus (American lobster), 1733 nucleotides long. Its product is annotated as mucin-2-like. NCBI's taxonomy places the organism in Eukaryota, Metazoa, Arthropoda, Malacostraca, Decapoda, Nephropidae. The coding region runs from base 369 to 1733 and encodes 454 amino acids. The transcript has 4 exons. The record is from RefSeq and is a predicted model, not a curated record.